Messenger RNA from Lytechinus variegatus (green sea urchin), 2196 nucleotides. Its product is annotated as cholesterol 24-hydroxylase-like. The coding region runs from base 361 to 1896 and encodes 511 amino acids. Gene Ontology annotation, molecular function: heme binding; iron ion binding; cholesterol 24-hydroxylase activity. Gene Ontology annotation, biological process: cholesterol catabolic process. The record is from RefSeq and is a predicted model, not a curated record. The transcript has 13 exons. Lineage: Eukaryota; Metazoa; Echinodermata; Echinoidea; Temnopleuroida; Toxopneustidae.
GUAUCCUCACAUUUAAGAAGACAGUGGAUUGAGAUGGGAAUGAUUAAGGGGUUUUUACCUUACAGUCAACCCAUGUGUAAAGAAACCUCAUAACCUCCAGAGAUCGUAUAGGAUCACACAAGCGUUCUGGACUUACAUGACUUUUCUCUCCAAAUUACCGUUGUUCUACAAUAAUUUCUGGAAACAACUUUGUGAUUUUGUUUCUGAUAAUAUAUCGUCUUGGAUCUUCAAGCAGACUAUAUUUUGCCUAAUGCCCAUCAUACGUAGUAAACCUACAGGAAUCGUCAAGAGUGAAGAAGGCGCAGGAGAAUCAAGAAGAAGAUCAACUUAAAGAAGAGAAAGGAGGAGGAUUGAACAGAGAUGGAAGUCUUAUCAUCCGGAUUUCAUUUGACAUCAGUCAUCUCUCUAGUUUUAUACCUGUGUAUCUUCCUAUUACUAUCAUGCAUUGUUCUAUUCUUUCUCGUCGUUCUUCAUCAAGGAUGGAAGUUUAGGCACAUUCCGGGACCCAAACGAAGCAGUGUCAUUUAUGGUUGCCUCCAGGAAGUACGGGAAUUUCUUGAAAAGGGGAACAACAAACUUGAUCUGUUGAUGAAAUGGCAGGCGGAAUAUGGGACUGUGUUCAGAUAUUCGAUACUUCAUCGAUAUAUUGUUGUUGCAUUAGAUCCAGAUGUGGUCAAGGAGAUUCUUGGGAAGCCGAGUGUUCAUUGGAAACCGUAUGUCCCCUAUGGUAUCAUGGGAACCCUCUUAGGAAAUCGUUUCAUGGGCAAUGGUCUUAUAACGGAAGCUAACCAUGCCAGAUGGAAAAUACAUCGUGCAAUGCUCAAUCCAGCCUUCAAUAGAAAGUACUUGAUGACAAUGGUUGAGACAUUUAAUGAUCACGCGGACCACUUAGUGAGUUAUCUUACAGACAGAGCUGACGGUUCGCAAGAAGUUAGCAUGUACGACGCAUUUAACAAUGCCACUUUGGAUAUCAUAGCCAAAGCGGGAUUCGGUCUUGAAUUGAAUGUUCUUGAUAAUCCUAACAACCCGUUUCCUAACGCCAUUCUAACCUGUUUGAAUACAAUACAGAGUUGUAUUCAAAACCCAUGGAUGAAGUACGGUUUAACGAGCAAAGUCAAGAAAGCCAAAUCAGAGGUAAAAGAUGCUUGCGAUUUGCUCCGCCGAGUUGGUAAGAGCUGUGUAGAGAAUCGUUUGGCGGCCAAGGCGAGGGGUGAAGAACUUCCACUAGACAUGCUGACAAAUAUCCUUGAAGCCUCAAAAGAUCUCAAGGGGGAUGAAAACUUCGGCAUCGAGGAGAUGUUGGACGAGUUCGCCACGUUCUUCAUUGCAGGUCAAGAAACAACAAGUAAUGUCAUGUCAUUUACGCUAGAGCAGCUAGGAAAGAAUCCACGAGUCUUACAAAAACUUCAAGAAGAGUUGGAUGAAAAGAUUGGAGGGCAGACGUUUAUUAGCUUCCACGACAUGGGAAAACUGGAAUACCUAAAUCUCGUUUUGAAAGAAGCUUUACGGAUGUACGCCCCUGCAUCUAUAGUGAAUCGAGUAACAGGUACGGACGUCAAGGCUAGCACAGGGAUAGUCAUACCCAAAGGAAGUCAGGUUUCGUUGAGCCCGUUUGUCAUGGGUCGUAUGGCUGAAUACUACGAGGACCCGCUUAUCUUCCGCCCAGAAAGGUUCAUUGAGAGCAAACACUCUCCAUAUGCAUAUUUCCCGUUUGGAUAUGGUCAGAGGUCGUGUAUCGGACAACAAUUUGCACUGAUUGAAUCCAGAAUAAUCAUGGCGAAACUGUUGCAGAAAUUCAAGUUUGAUUUGGUGCCUGGCCAGAGCUGGAACAUCUCCUUUGCAGUCACCAUAAGGCCUGUAGACGGUUGUAAGAACUACGUCUCACUCAGACAUUAAUAAAGACUUUUAUGACUCAAAUUUCAGUCCCUUAAUAAGCCUAGACCGGACUACAAUUGCAAAGUACUGGACUAUCCUUUCACAUUUCAAAUUUUAGUCCAGCAUGAGCCGACUCUGGCCGAGAAAGCAGAUCAUGUUAGUGGAAUGAAUCUUCUACAAGGGUUUUGAGAGAGGUUAUCCUGUGUCUGUUAAGUCUACUUCAAUCUUUUGACCCAGGGGACGCGGAACGUUUUUAAGGGGUGGGGGGGGGGGGGCUGACUAUGCAAAAUAUCACAAUCCUAUUGUCAUUUUUACGUUUUU